GACUUGGGCGCCUGUGGGAAGGGACAAUCGGACUGGUAGUGCUGGAACUAGUGAUGAGACUUCGAGGUCCACGAGCACAGGUUGGAAUGACUCUGACUGGUGGGGACAGGUCCAUGGUCACGGGUCGUCGCAGCAGUCGUCUGGAUGGGACGACCGUGGAUGGGAUCAUGGACGUCAAGCAGGUUGGCUGAGCGAUGGUCAGCUGAGAGGAUUCAAUGUGGCCAACGUUAGGAACACCACUGCCAUGAACAAUGGACGUUGGGCUGGCAGCUAUGAUGAGCAGGUUCAGCCGUACUCCGAAGUUGAGUGGGGUGACGCGCGUUGGCAUCAUCCUGAUGUGACCAUGAAAACGAAUGAGAAGGUCCCUAUCCCCGAGUUCAGUGGGGAAGGCAGUGAACAAGAAGUUGGAAAAUCAGCUCGCAGCUAUGUGAGAAAGGUGCAGGUGUGGUUGAGGUGUACAAGAAUGCCUCCGUCCCAGAGGGCGUUGGCGUUAUACAACGCCUUGUCAGACCGAGCCUGGGCUUACGCUGAAGAGCUCGACAUGGACAUCCUAGCUUCUGAGAGCGGGGUUUCUUACUACCUGGAAUGGAUUCAAACCAGAUUCAUGGAAGUCGAGAUGACAAAGAUCUCUGGCAUGAUGAACGACCUUUUUAGGAAGUGCAAGAAACGUCAGGAGCAAUCAGUGCGCGAGUUCAAUGUCGAGUUCGAGCGCAUGGUUCUCAGGCUCAGAGAAGUUCAAUGUGAGCUUCCCCCAUUGGUGAAGGCAUGGCUCUAUGUGGACAAGUUGCGAUUGUCAGAAAAUGAGGAACUUGCUCUUCUAGCCAGUGUUGGGAACGAGUACGACGUCAGAAAGCUCCAGCAGGCAGCAAUGAUACAAGAUCGUUCUCUUCGUCAUGGUGCUGGAGGGCAAGAUGGAGCGUCGAGGCCCAGAUGGCAGAAGUUCAGCAAGCAGAGUGUCCACAUGACCACCAAUGAGGAGGAGCUCACUAGUGAAGAUGAGCCCAAUGACCACGAUGACCACGACCAAGAGUUGGUCGAGGAGAGUGUUGCUGAGGCCGCCCACACGGCCUAUUUGGCCUACCAGGGCGCCAAAGCGAAGUACAAAGAAGCGAUGAAAGGCCGCGGAGUCGACCUCGAAGAAGUUCGACGUCGCAAUGAGGAGAAGCUCAAGCAAGCGAAGGCUAGAUCUUUCUGCAGUGCCUGCAAACGUCGAGGGCACUGGCAUCGAGACGCCGAAUGUCCACUUCGUGAUGUCAAGAAGGAUGGCAACAGACCUGCUUCCCCUACGCAGCAAGUCAACAUGGUGCAGAACGUCCACUCCAGUUGCGUGGCGAACCAUGCGGAUCGCGUUUUGGCGACAGAGUUUGACAUGGUGGCCAUCCUUGACACGGCAUGCACAAAGUCAGUUGCAGGGUAUCCAUGUUUUGAACGUUACUACAAGAUGGCCGACAGCUUGGGCAUCCCAUGGCAUGUAGUUGACGAGGUAGAUCAUUUUCAAUUUGGUGCCUCCAAAGUGUUUCAAUCCACGUUUGCAAUUCGUGGCUGGUUUGCCAUUUUUGGGAAGUGGUUCAUGGUCAAGGUAGCCCUAGUCCCUUGUGCAGUGCCUUUGCUUUUCAGUAGGCCAGUUCUUUCACAACUUGGAACGCAGUAUGACAUGGCGGCACAGAAGGUGUCGAUUCGAUCCCUUGGGCUGGAAGACCUUGACAUUCAGACCAGCAACUCUGGUCACCCAGCUCUUUUUGUUGCACAGUUUCCGGAGGGGGCACCACCGUCUGGGGAUGAACCUUUAGCUUUCGAAGAUGUCUGGGCGCCUGAGAGUGUAUACAUGGCGGCAGCAGUUGGUGGAGUGAGCAGUGUCAUGUCCAUCCCUCGGCGUCCACAACGAUUUCCAAUUCGUUCACUGCUCUUCAUGCCGGCUGCCGCGACCCUGAAGUCACCAUGCAAGAUGAACAAGGCAGAGCUCACGGCGGAGCUCAAUCGCCUGGGCAUGGUCAGCACGGACAAAAUUGUUUCGCUGGCCGAAGUCGGACCGUCCACCUCCACGUGGUGGCCAGUGGAGGCAAGGUUUGAACCUGAAUGGAAGGCUGUAAAUCAGGAACGUCUACAGGAACUCAGCGCGUACAAGAGACAAGUAGCCAUGGAACAGCAGGUACUCAAGCGCGUAGGUUCUAGUUCGGUUGGUAUGAAUGUCAGCAUGGAAGACAGGGUCUCGGUAUUGGAGAAUAGGGUGGCUAAUGUUUCUAACUUGGCUGCUACCACGGCCAAAGGGGUGGGCAAAGACAGGUCACAAAGGCAGAUGGUGGUCUUUGCCACUGGAGAGUUCAAGCAAAGGUUGUUGGAACUGUUGGAAAAGUGGGUGGCAGGUGCCCAGGCUGCUAAGGCUUCCACAACGCCCUCUGAGACCACAAUUCUCCCGUUUAAACUUCAGGUGGUUCAGGCGGUGGUGGCUCAGUUGGAGAACCAAGGUCUCACUGGUGAAAUUCUCUCCACCCUCAAGAUGGCCCCCAGACAGGCAGUUGAGGCUUGUUUCUAUAAGGACCCCCCCACAGAAGCAGAUAAGGCCUGGAUUCUCAAUGUCUUGUUUUCCUGUACCUCGGAAGGCUUGGCUCUUCGAAGUUUGUUCAAUAGGAUUGACUCCCAACUUGCUUGGCUGGGGGUUGGGGUCACGAGCGAGUUUGUCAUGACGGAUCCCGGGACAAUGGUCCGGGUUGGACCGCAAACGUCCUCUUCAAGCAUGGUCACGCACGACUCUUGGUUGGUCCCAGAGCUCAGGAGCUUGGUGUCAGAAGCCCGGCAGGAGACGGCGACGAAGUCCAGUCAAGAUCAGGAGCUCAAGGGGGUCACCAAGCUGAGUCUGGCAGAAUUGAUAGCCCAGGCUCACAGCAUGCGCAUUCCGAUUCCCGAGAAGCCGACCAGAGGAUGGCUCAUCCGGAUGUUGAGGGAUGCCACAGCCACACCAGCGGACACCAUCGUCCCGUUCGGCAAGUUCAAGGGGUGGCUUUAUCGGGAAAUUCCCGUUCCUUACUUGGAAUGGGCAGUGAAGGAGACCAACGGCAACCCAAAUGCUCACCCAGACCUGGUGCGAUUGGCAACUUGGGCCAAAGUGGAAUUGGAGCGACUGUCCAACAAUCCGAGGACAGGCUAUGCUCAAGAGAAGAUGCCCGACCCGGAGAUCAAUGCAACGAUCCCACCUCCGACCGUGGCAGAGAUGCGUCAUGGUUCGGGAAGCUCCGAUUCCUCUUGGGCAAGAGUCAGUGCAGCGUCCACUCCAAAGCCGAGGCCCAGGAGGACACGUCGACUCCAAGAGAUGGAUUCCGAUGCGGCGGAGGCCGAAGAGGAAGCAACAGAGAUCGACGAGAUCAGGAUGCUCGAGACGCGCCUGGCAGAGCUCAAGGAGGGCGAUUGCUCGCACAGCAGUGAGAUUGAGUAUGACAUCGGCACUUGCUCGCUUGGCACCGAGGUUGAACCCAAGGAUGUCAAUUGCUCGCAAGCCUAUGUGACAAAGAAUGUUGGCAGCAACUUCUCAAAAUCUGAGGAUGGCGACUUCUCAGAAUUUGAGGAUGGCAUGGAAGAAUAUCAGCUCGGUGGCUCCGAGUCGGAAGACGACGGUGUCAGGUUUAUGACAAACCGUCAGAAAGCUCGCCGCGGCAUUGCGGCCAGAAAGCGGAUGAAUCGGUCGACCGCUCAGAAGCUCAAAGCAAACAUGGUGAUGAUGUGCACCGUCAUGAUGUCCUGCCUGGGUGCAACAGCCAGUUUUGUGCAUGAGACAUGUGAGGGCCCUGUCAACGACGUGUUGGCGAUUUUCACGCCUUCUGCACGACUCAUGCCAGGACAUCAAAGAGAAGUAGAUUGUCUUGAGCUUUUUGCAGGUCGAGCUCGCAUUUCUGAAGCUUUUGCCAAAAAGAGGAGAGGGGUGCUCUGCCCACGCGAUUUGCUGAUGGGCCAUGACUUUCGUCGGCGAGAGGUCCAGCAGGAGAUCUUGAGCGACAUUCAUGAGCACAGGCCUGGUAUGGUUUGGUUGGCUCCACCUUGCACUCUCUGGGGCAAUUUUUCCCACCUCAACUAUGACAAGCAGACCUUGCGCAGAUUGAGGCGCAAGGAGAUGGACCUGAUCAAAUUUGCCGAUGAGGUCAUGGACUUGCAGGUUGCCCUUGGAGGGCAGUUUGUCUUGGAAAAUCCGAGGGGCUCAGAUCUUUGGCGCACCCCAACAUUGCAGAGUUGGAUCUCGCCUCAACGUGCCCACUUAGCUAAGGUUGACCUCUGCAGCUAUGGAAUGAGGAGUAUCGGUGAUGAUUUUCCUCUUUUGAAACCGAUAUCCCUUUUAUGCUCUGAUGAGAUGUUUGCACACAACAUUGCCCAACUUUGCACUGGCGAUCAUGAGCACCUGCCCAUACAGGGCAAGAACACAGCCCAUUCGGCAGUGUAUCCCACAGCUUUUGCCAAUGCUGUGGUCAGAGCAUAUUCGAAAAGUCAGGCGUUUGUGGCUUUUCCCACAGCAGCAGCAUCUGCUUCCAAGGAUUCAGGGGGCUACAUCCUUGACGGCGAAGAGGUCCCUGACGAGUCCUACGGUGCCAAAGCCAUUUCCUUCCGAGGGAAGGUCAACCCUACAAUCGCUUCGGCCCUGAAGAGGAUCCACCAGAACUUGGGGCAUCCCCCGAACAGGGAGUUGGUCCGUCACCUCAAGCUCGGCGGGGCUCCAAAACCUGUGAUUCACACAGCAGAGCAGAUGGUAUGCCGCGUGUGUGAAAGAAGCAGUAGGGCCAAACCCCACAAGGUCAGUGCUCCUGUCACUUCCCUGGAUUUCAAUGAGGUGGUCGCGGCCGAUAUCUUGUGGGUAGACACUGCUGACCGCAAGAACCUGCCAGCCCUCAAUAUUGUAGACUUGGCGUCAACAUACCAGGUCGUGAUCCCCUUGCCGGGCACUAAGUCAGAAGAGGUGUCCCAGGCUUUUUCCUCAGGGUGGAUCCAAUGGGCUGGCAUUCCCAAGCAAGUCCUCAUUGACUUGGACUCGGCCUUCAAAGACAAGUUUUUGGCACUCAUGGAUGAGAAGUGCAUCGUCGUGCGCAGUGCGGCCGGCCAAGCUCAUUGGCAGAAUGGCGUAUGCGAACGUCACGGUGGAAGCUGGAAGGCCAUCUAUGCGAAGCUCCUUGAAGAGAACCUGAUCCUUGAGGAGGAGUUCACUGUCAUCAGGACCGGGGCCAGGGCUGCUUUCUUUCAAUGUCAAACCAAAGACGCUUUGCAGCGGGCCAUCCACCACAAGCCGCGUCAACAACCAGAACACUAUGAGGAGGUCAGUGAGACCAUCAGGAUCAAGCUUGCUAUGAAGGAAGUGCGAAGCAUGAUCAACCAGAUCGAGGGUGAGGAGUACGACGACGUCAAUGAUGACGACUACGUUCCAUCCGACAUGGAAGUGGAUGGGCGGGGAGACCUUUUCAAAUCUUCCGACGCCGUCCCUGAGGGCGCCGAUAUGGAGGUGGAAGAUUCUCUUCAAGGAGGAGUUCCAAGUGCUCAGGACCGGCUUUGGUCCGAUGUGGCAUCACGAGAGAAGCAGAUCAAGAGCUCCUUUCGAAAGGCCCAAGCACUUGAUGACUUGCCCGUUUGCCUCAAGAAACCAAGGACUCAGUUUAUGGUGAAAAGAUGCAUCUCUGAGAAGGGCAAGGAGAAGCAACUUGAAAAGGAACUUCCAUGGGGCCUCAUUCCCCCUGACGAGAAAGGGCUCUAUCAAGAACAAGAGCUCAAACAAUGGAAUGAACACGUUGACUUUGGAGCAGUCAAACCUUUGUCUUUGGAGGAGUCAGAGAAGAUCAGGCGAACGGUUGCGCCUGAGCGCAUCCUCAGAUCAAGAUUUGCAUACAAAGACAAGAAUUAUGCCAAAAGGAAGUGCGACCCAAAGGUGCCACCGAAACCAAAGGCCAGACUUUGUAUCGCAGGUCACUGUGACCCUGAUUUGGGCACUAUGGACAUGCAGGUGGACGCUCCCACUACCAGCCGACACUCCAUACUUUUGGCACUACAAUUGGCUCUAGCACGUGGCUGGAGAGUGAGUGUCGGCGACAUCAAGGCCGCCUUCCUGAAUGGCGUCGAGUCAGAUCGAAAGCUGUAUUUUUCACAGCCCAAACGAGGCAUUCCUUCGUUGGAGCCUGGUCAAUUGAUUGAAGUCCUCAAGGGUGUCUUUGGCUUGUCAACGAGCCCCAAGCUUUGGUGGAUGAAGUUGUCAAAGGAAGUCUUGACCAUUGAGAUCCACCAUCAAGGACUUCAUUUGACCAUGAAGCAAAACGAGAUUGAUCCAUGCGUUUUCAUGGUAUGUUCACAAAGCACAGAAACGACGGUUCAUGGAUUGCUUCUCACUCACGUCGACGACAUCAUGCUCAUGGCAGAAAGAGAACUGGUCCCUCUUCUGCAGAAGGCCCUCCAGGAUCGUUUUCCUGUUGACGAGUGGGUCUCUGAUGAGUUUGAAUAUGUCGGCUGUGAGUACAAGUGCUCCGAACAGGAGGUGAGAAUCACGCAGAGGCAUUACACCUCUGGCAGAGUCGACAAGGUCACUGCGAAGCCCAGGCUCAGAAAAGGCAGAAUGACUCAGAAUGACCCUUCUCAAGAAGACAUCAAAAAGACCAACAAGGCUGUCGAUGCGGCGCUGAACUUCAAGGAUGAAGGUAUUACUCUCAGAAAAGUGCUUGAGCAAGACAUCGCCUUUGUGGUCUUUCAUGAUGCUGCGUGGGCCAACGUCUCACACGAGCCCUUGGAGGAGGACGAUGUGGACUGGACAGGGUCUCAUUAUGUGCGUUCCCAACUAGGUAGUUUAGUGUUGAUCACUGAAAAGCAUGCGUUUUCUGAAGGCAAGGGUAUUUUCAGCAUCAUUGAUUGGAAAUCCAAGGGUAGUCAAAGAGUUUGUCGAUCCACCUUUGCCGGAGAGACGAUGGCAUGUACCGAGGGAGUUGAGUCUGCACUUUUCCUGCGAUGUCUAUUUCUCUCCUUUGCUCAAGGUAGGCACGUUUCUGAAGAUGAGAGUGGCAAGUUCUCACCUUUGCACUGCAUCACAGACUGCAAGAGCUUAUACGAUCAUCUGCACCGUGAAGGAGUUCCUAAAGCUCCGACAGAGAAGCGUCUCGCUGUGGAUCUAGCUGGCCUUCGCCAGAUUUUCUUGCGAGAAGCACGGCAUCAAUGGUUGGCACGACAUCAAGCGGGAGGGGAACCAACUCCCGAAAGACCUUGCCGCCCUCCAUUGCAUUGGAUGCCUACGCACCUGCAGCUAGCAGAUCUUUUGACCAAGGAGAUGAACGCGGGUGCCUGGCACAAGGGUUUUUGCACAGGUAAAAAGCAGCAGUCGCGCCAUGCAGCAGCAUUGAGUUUCUUGGAUUACCACACCAAUACCAUCAUCUUUUGCUUUCAAAACCGUCCAGUGCUUGGAAGCUCGGA
Molecule: messenger RNA, 7416 nt
Organism: Cladocopium goreaui
Lineage: Eukaryota; Dinophyceae; Suessiales; Symbiodiniaceae
Source: the annotation of a GenBank genome assembly